AUGCCGUUCCCCGUCAAAAUGACCCCGACACCCCCUUCUACAAAUUCCUCGAGUGCUGGCCACUCUCCAGAUUACAGAGUCGUCCGAAAACGAAACCGGGUACCUCUGUCAUGUGGGCCUUGUCGGCACAGAAAGCUGAAAUGCAACCGUUCAAAUCCCUGCGAAAACUGCGUCAAACGAGGAGAUGCCGCUUCAUGUAACUAUGCGCAAUCGAACUCGCGCAGGAAGAACCCGUCUCAGCAGUCGCCCAACACACCAGAUGACAUGCAGAAUCGCAUCGAUCGGUUAGAAGGCUUGGUUCUUUCGUUGAUGACAAACGGCCCUCAGUCUGAGGGUCCGGCUGCUGCCAUGGCGGCUAUCUCCGGCGAAAGUAGUGCGGGCUCGGCUCGGUUCUCCCAUGACUACGAUAUCGAGGAGGAGGGUAUGGAGGGCGCCGAAGAGAGCGACACGGACCAGGUGACGAAGUCGUUUGGUGUGAUGAAGAUGGAAAAUAACAAGUCCUAUUACAUAAGUGAAGCUCACUGGGCGGCUAUAUUGCAUGAUAUCUCCGAGGUGCGGAGUUACUUCACGACGCACAAGAAGCAAUUCGAUGAGCAGGUUGAGAAGGUGAAAGCGGCCCAACCAGCCACUGAUACAUCAGGCGCGACGUUGUUGUUUGGUAUCAAUAAGCCGAUGAGCCGUAGCGAGAUCAUGAGUGGUCUGCCAUCUAAGUAUACAACUGACAUUCUUAUUGCUCGCUAUUUCAAUUCCUAUGAUCCUGCAACCCAUAUCCUUCAUGGGCCCACCUUCCAAGCACAGUAUAAUAAACAUUGGGAUGAUCCUUCCGCGACUGAACUUGUCUGGAUCGCUAUGCUGUUUGCAAUGAUGAGAUUGGCAAUGCUAUCUUACCACCGCGAAGGCGAUGAGCCACCUGAAUUCCGUGGCAAGGCGAUGGACAUGGCUGGGGGAUUCCGACAUUCUGUCGCACAUUGCUUGACAUUGGCCGACUACACGAAACCUCACCGCUUCUUGAUCGAAGCACUCGUGUUUCAUUUGCAUGGCGAUUUUUCUCAGACUCGAGAGGCGGAUAUUUCGAUCUGGGUUAUGACUGGCGUUAUUGCUCGUUUAGCAAUGCGAUCAGGAUAUCACCGUGAUUCCAAAAUGUUCCCAAACAUCACACCUUUCCAGGGUGAGAUGCGUCGGAGAGUGUGGACUUUUGUGUGCCAAGCCGACAUUCUAUUCUCACACCAGGUCGGUUUGCCGGGCAUGAUCCGGCGUACAGAUACCGAUACUGAGCUCCCACGGAGUUUGUACGAUGAUGAUUUUGAUGAAGACUGCAAGGAGCUCCCGCCAGCUCGUCAAUUGAACGAGCCAACACCAAUCUCGUAUUUGAUUGCCAAGGCACGCCUGUCCAACUCGUUCAGUCGUGUGAUUGAGCAAUGCUCUGCUGUCUCGUCAGCUUCUUACGAAAAAGUGAUGGAAAUCGACGCGGAACUUCGACAUGCAAGGGAUUUGAUACCUGAUCACUUGCACAUUCGGCCUAUGGAGGAGUGCCAGUUGGAUCCUGUCAAUCUAAUCAUGUCACGCUUUGCCGUCAUGGCCGUAUACAACAAAGCUCAGAUUGUGCUUCAUCGCCCGUAUCUGGUUCGCGCUCGAGAAAAUCCUCGUUUCACUUAUUCUCGAAAGACAUGUAUUGACUCAGCGAUGGAGUUAUUGCACGUCCAGGCGGUCCUGCACGCGGAGACGCGCAACGGGCGCCUACGCAGUCGGCAAACCCGAGUAACAUCUCUCAGUUCAGCCGACUUCUUACUCGCAGCCACCGUUGUUACUCUCGACCUAUACCAAGGCAUCUCAUUGCAGGGGACUGGCCGGCCAUCGGGAGACACGUAUACAUGGGGCCGAGAGCGGCGCGAUGAAAUGACCGCCGCGAUCCAACACUCGAUAGAAAUUUGGGAUGAAUCGCGUGAUCAGAGCAUGGAAGCAUGGAAAGCAUCCACCGUUCUCGGUGUGAUGCUCAGCAAGGUGAAAAUGUCGAUCCCUAGUCUUGAUAGUGGCACCGGAGCAGCUUCAUUUGAGCCACAAGAUGAGAAGCAGAACGCGGCCAUGACUCUUGGCCUGCUGAGCAGCGGAAUGAGCCCGAUGAACCCAGGCCCGCCGCCAUUCGCUGAUCCCAUGUUUAAGAUGGGGGAUUCGCCAAUGGGAAUAGGAGCAGGUGGCGUGGGUGGCUCGGCUGAAAUGCCGGGUGCGCCUUCGCCCUUCAGCAGCAUGUUUGGGCAGAUGCCGGACAUGCAGGUCAACCUGGAUUGGGAUGCUUGGGAUUCAUACAUCCAAAACCCAACCUUCGACACAACAAAUCAAUUUUGGCCUAUGACUGAUGCACAGCGCCAAACAAACCAACAGCCCGGAGUCAUGCCGCAGCCUUUGGUCCCUAAUCCUCUCAUCUCAGGGCAGGUGCCAUCAACUAGUGGUGUUCCGCGACCACCGACCAUAUUCUCAACAUCAUCCAACAGUCCCGAUAGUGGAGGUGUGCCGAUCAACACAUCUUGUGUUAUUUUAAUUUACAAUAUGCAUUGCUUCCGCCGGGCCGUUUCUCGGCUUCAAUUGUCCCAAGCGACUUCGCGCUCAUCAAUCACCGCCUCUAGCGCAGUGCUGCGUUCAACAUGUCCUACUCCGAUGCUCGCCGCUACGCGGUUCGCCUACCCUACCCUCACACAGACACGGUUGAACUCGACCAAUGAAGGCAGCCCACGCACUCCCGUGAGAUACGUUGAGUCUGUCACACCGAAAACGCCCGACCAAGUCCGCCUGGACAGAAAUGAGCGCCGACGUCAGUAUCUCAGCGAGGGCCCUGUACCGAAGACCACCCUGUACAUCGGUAACCUCUUCUUCGAUGUCACCGCGGAGGACCUGCGCAAGCAGUUUGAGAAAUACGGUGCCGUUGAGAACGCACUGAUCGUUCACGAUGCCCGCGGCCUGAGCAAAGGUUUCGGCUACGUUACCUUCAGCACCAUUGAGGAAGCCACCGAAGCCAUCACUCAGCAGCACGGAGGCAUUAUGGAAGGCCGCGAGGUAGUUGUGCAGUUCUCCAACUCGACAUACCGAUCCAUGGCCGAAAGCAAGCCCAGCAAGACCCUCUACAUCGGCAACGUGCCCUACGAGUUGACCGACCAGGAUCUGCAGGAUUUGUUCGAUGAUAUCCCAGGUGUCACCGAUGUCCGCAUUCCCGUCGACCGCCGCACAGGCUUGCCCCGUGGAUUCGGACACAUCGACUUUAAAGAUCAGGCCAGCGCUACCCACGCUAAGGAGGUUCUCUCCCGUAAGGCACCUUACGGCCGCAAGCUCACUGUCAGCUUUGCUAAGCGUAAGGUCUUGAGCCCCGAGGACCACCUGCGUCAUCAACAGAAGAAGAUGGAGAAGAGAAACCCUUCCAGACAGCGUACCUUCUCCGGUGUGAACGAGAUUCCGGAAGUGCGUGAGGUGGCUGAGCCGAAGGAGGCUGAGCAGGUUACUGAGGUCAAGGAGCCCGUGGCUAAGCCUGUGGCUGAACAGGUCACCGAGAAGACCGAGACUGAGCAGAAGCAGUAG
Molecule: messenger RNA, 3564 nt
Organism: Penicillium robsamsonii
Lineage: Eukaryota; Fungi; Ascomycota; Eurotiomycetes; Eurotiales; Aspergillaceae
Exons: 10
Coding region: 1-3564 (1187 amino acids)
Biological process (GO): DNA-templated transcription; regulation of transcription by RNA polymerase II
Cellular component (GO): nucleus
Molecular function (GO): zinc ion binding; RNA polymerase II cis-regulatory region sequence-specific DNA binding; RNA binding
Source: RefSeq, a predicted model, not a curated record